Molecule: messenger RNA, 2848 nt
Organism: Phalacrocorax carbo (great cormorant)
Lineage: Eukaryota; Metazoa; Chordata; Aves; Suliformes; Phalacrocoracidae
Source: RefSeq, a predicted model, not a curated record
AGCGUGGAGGGAGAGCGAGAGGCGGCUGCGCUGAGCCCCGGUGGCGGUGACAGCGCUGGCGUCGUGUGCCCGCCCCGUGCCCGCCGCGGUGCCCGGCGAGGGCCGCACGGCGCCUUUUUAAGGCACAAAAUGCUCGUUUGUGUCACCGGCAAAUCCCGAAUCCCGCGCCUGGGCCCGGCUGCCCGGCCGAGGGGCGGCGGUGGGCUUCGUGCCUCAGUUUCCCCGCCGCGGCGUUGAAGGAGGGUCAACCCCGGGAUGUGGACGGAGCGUUCGGGAGAGAAACCGUGCGGGGGGGGUGUCUUCCCCUCGUCCUCCUCCUCCUCUUCGUCCCGCCGCCAUCCCGGGGUUGCGCCCGUCCACGUGCUGAUGCUCUCGGGGGAACCAAGGUGGGGGAGUCCCGGGGACGGGGCUCCCGGUUCCCCCCUCCGGCCGGUGCCAGGGAUCCGUCCUGCUGGUCGGAAGCGAGAGCCGGCCUCGGUUAAUCAUCACCCGCCGAGCUCCCCGUGGCAGGGAGCAAAGUCCCUCCGCCGGGGCCGAGCGCCGGCCGCUCCGCGCGGCACGAGGGGGGUUUCGCCGGCCCGCGGACCCUCCCCGGCGCGAGGCUUGGCCGGGGCCUCGCCGGGAGCCGAGCAUGUUUCAGACCUUGUACGACUAUUUUUGGUGGGAAAAGCUCUGGCUCCCAGAAAAUGUCACCUGGGCCGACCUGGAGGACCGGGAUGGGCGGGUCUAUGCCAAAGCCUCCGAUCUUUACAUCACAAUCCCCUUGGCCUUCCUCUUCCUCGUUGUCCGGCACCUCUUUGAGACGUACGUGGCCACCCCACUGGCCGGGCUACUGAACGUCAAGGAGAAGAUCAGGUUAAAAGCCACCCCCAAUGCCACGCUGGAGAAGUUUUAUGCUUCCACCACCAAACACCCCAAGCAGGCCGACGUGGAGAUGCUCUCCAAGAAGAGCGGCUGCACGGUGCGGCAGGUGGAGCGCUGGUUUCGCCGCCGCCGCAACCAGGACCGGCCCAGCCUGCUCAAGAAGUUCAGGGAGGCCAGUUGGCGAUUCACGUUUUACCUUAUUGCUUUCAUUGCUGGCAUGGCUGUCAUAGUGGAUAAACCCUGGUUCUAUGACCUCCGGGAGGUGUGGAAGGGAUACCCCAUCCAGAGCAUGCUGCCCUCCCAGUAUUGGUACUACAUGAUCGAACUCUCCUUCUACUGGUCCCUGCUCUUCAGCAUCGCCUCCGAUGUCAAGCGCAAGGACUUCAAAGAGCAAAUCAUCCACCACGUCGCCACCAUCAUCCUCAUCAGCUUCUCCUGGUUCGCCAACUACAUCCGUGCAGGGACGCUCAUCAUGGCCCUGCACGACUCGUCGGACUAUCUGCUGGAGUCCGCCAAGAUGUUCAACUACGCCGGCUGGAGAAACACCUGCAACAACAUCUUCAUCGUCUUCGCCGCCGUCUUCAUCGUCACCCGCUUGGUCAUCCUGCCCUUUUGGAUCAUGCACUGCACGGUGGUUUAUCCGCUGGAUCUCUACCCCGCCUUCUUCGGCUACUACUUCUUCAACUUCAUGAUGGUGGUGCUGCAGUCGCUGCACAUCUUCUGGGCCUACCUCAUCAUCCGCAUGGCCCAGAAGUUCAUAACUGGAAAGGUGGUGGAGGACGAGAGGAGCGACCGUGAAGAGACAGACAACUCGGAGGAGGAGGAGGAGGCAGUGAAGAACGGGCCCCUCUCCAACGGCCACCCCGUCCUCAACAACAACCACCGCAAAAUCGACUGAGCGCCCUCGCCCCGUCUCUGCGCCGGCGGGGGCGGCCGGGGGUCCCACCGGAGGCCAAACCUGUGAGAUGUCAAAUUCCAGCGAUGCCACCCUCGCGUAGCACCAAGGUCCCCGUCCCCUCCAUCCUCUCCCCUCCCCGGUCCAGCUGAGCAAACUGGGACCCUGGAGAGCCCGUCUUGGCCCCCGGCGCCCUCUGUCGCCUCCUCCGGAGAGGGGCCGCGGCUCGGGGGCGGCAGCGGUCGCCGCUUCUCCACCUCACGCUCACCGUUGGUGCCCUUUCUGCCUUUCACCUGCUGCCUUAAUCCACCGCGGUGCCCCGGGACGGGGAGAGCAAGGACGGCUCCCGCCAGCAUCCCUCGGGAUGGCUCCUGCACCCCCCUCGGAUCGGCUGCGGCCGGAGAGCUCAGCUCCAGCCCCUCGCCGGGCUCCAGCCCCGCGUUAUUCCCCCUUUUCCCGACCAUCCCCUCGCCGCAGGGAAGCGUGUCCUGCAGCUGCCUCUUCAAACACCAGGAAAAAGCCCCUUUCCUGACCGGUGCCCGGCAUCGCUGCCGGCACCGAGCGAGGGAAGGCGGUGGAAAAGCCGGUGCAGACCCGGCUCUGCUGCCCUCGGAGAGCUGGGAGGGAGGAGCAGAGGAAGUCCUGGGUAUUUUAGGGGCUGGAUGACGAGAUGACACUAUGGAAGUACUGGGGAAGGAAGCUGCGGGGUUUAGUCACUACUAGUGUUGCACGGAGGAGUUUAAUCCCCUCCUUUCUCCUCUUCAGAUGGGUUUCGAGUCUCUCCCGCUCUGUGCCCUCUCCCGGUCCCUUCCCCACCUGUAACAGGACAAAUUUGCAACUGCUUUCCUUUAUUUUUUGUUGUUGUUUCUAUUUAUUUGGAAGACAGAAGGAGCCGGGCUUGGCUCUGUCUCCCGCGUCCCCCUGGGAUGUGGCGAGACCUCCCAGCACGGAGGGGUGGGGGGAAAAGGACCAUUAACCAACGUCAGACCAAAAUGUGUUUUGUUGUUUCUGUUUUUUAAAAAAAAUAAAAAGGUUAAAUAUAUUAAAAGUUAAAAAACUAAUAAACUUCAGUAUAAAAAAAAUAAUAAA